UAUGAUAUUGUUAAGGAAGUAUUUAAAUGUGAAUGUUGUUAUUUACAUGUAGACUGGUUGUUUUGAAGGAAACGUUGUAUAUUUGUUGUUGAUCUAGUUAUUGAUGCAUGCACUUGUAUAAUUAUUAAAUCAAAAUUAGUGACUCAGUUCAAAAAUUCUCCAGUUUAACAAUAAAGCAAAUAAAGGGGAACUAUUGUAAAUUAAGAGGAAUAUUCAGAUAAUUAUUACGACUUUAACCGAAGAUUCUUGUUUUUUGCUGUGAUCAGAGUACUAAUGUUUGUAAUAUGUAUAAUAUGUAUUUAAUUUAUUUGUUAAAGGAUUUACUUAGUGAUUGAUGAUUAUAAUUAAUAUAUUUGAUAAUCACAUAACCUUAUAACCGAUAUGGCGGGAAAUACAAAUGAGGCUCUAGUGCAAAAUGAUAAAAUCGAUAAUUUGAAAGCAAGUUAUCUAUUUAUUUAUCAAAAUUUACAGUUCUCUAAAAGUCAGAAAUCAGACGUUAAACAAGCUGAUAUUGAUAGAAGGUGUUCAUUUUUAAAGUUCGUAACAUCAAAGCAUAGUAUCAAUGCUGAAGCUGCUAGUUCCUUGUUACAAGAAGAAUUAACAAAAUAUGCAGAUUUUUUUGACAGUCAAAAUGGUUUAAAUAAUUAUUGGAAACAGUUCAACUCAUUAAACGUCACAACAAAUAAUGAUCCUUUGGAAUGGAAAUUGAACUUGAGUGAUACAGAACAGAUGUUGCAACAUAUAGAACCAAUAUCUUGCAAUAACAGCUCAAUAUUACCAUGCAAAAAUGAACAGCUUUGUGAAAGAGAUAUAGAAAAAGUGAUGAAUUGGUGGAGAAAUGGUGAAGUAUCGCCAAGGACAAGAAAGAUUUCAAAACAGAAACAAGGGUUGGUGCAAAAUAAAGUUGUUAAUAAACACAUAGAUGACAAGUAUAUAUUAUCUAAUUUUGAAACAAGUUUUGAACCUAAAAAAAAAGAUAAUAAAAUAAUGGUUGAUUCAAGAUUAUCAUUUACUCCUGCAAAGCAAUUGUCAAGUAUUGAAAAACAGUUUUCAAACAUUGAAAAGCAAUUAUCGAAUGCUGAAAGGCAAUAUUCAAAUACUGAAAAACCACUUCUAAAUAGUUAUAAGCAAUAUUCAAAUAGCGAAAAACAAUUUUCAAACAGCGAUAGACAACUUUCUAAUAGUAAAAGACAAUGUUUCAAUGCUGAAAGACCGCCAUCUAAUUCUGACAGAUCAUUUUCAAAUUGUGGAAAGGCAUAUACAAAUAAAUCAAGUUUUACAACUUCCAAAAAUCAUAGUAUAUCUGACAAGAAUGUAGAAAAAUGCUCAGAUGAUAGAUUUGGAAGUUUCAAAACUGCCAGAACAGCAUUAAAUAUUCAACAAGUUAAAAAAAAUAAUAUGCAAGUAACCAACAGAAAUCAACAACCACCAAUUAAAAAGUCAUUGGGUGGAAAAGCAGUGAAUUCUCCAUAUGUGUGCCCAUUCAAAGAAAAUCAGCCAAAAGAAGAGGAAGUUGUUGAGCCAACAGACGAACGAUUGAAAAGUGUAGAACCGAAAAUGAUAGAACUUAUAAAAAAUGAGAUAAUGGAUUGUGGCAAUCCCAUUGCAUGGGAUGACAUAGCUGGAUUAGAACGCGCUAAAAGGAUUAUUAAAGAAAUUGUCGUAUAUCCUAUGCUCCGACCCGAUAUUUUUACAGGAUUAAGGAGGCCUCCCAAAGGAAUUCUUCUAUUUGGCCCACCAGGAACGGGAAAAACAUUAAUUGGCAAAUGUAUAGCUUCUCAGAGCAAGUCGACAUUUUUUUCCAUUUCUGCUAGUUCACUUACUUCGAAGUGGAUUGGAGAGGGCGAAAAGAUGGUUCGAGCACUUUUUGCAGUCGCUCAAGUGGAACAACCUUCAGUUAUAUUUAUUGAUGAAAUAGAUUCUUUGUUGUGUCAACGAUCAGAAACUGAACAUGAAUCUUCAAGGAGGAUGAAAACUGAAUUUUUGGUGCAACUUGAUGGUGCGUCGACUGGUGAUGAAGAUCGUAUUUUAGUGGUAGGUGCUACUAACAGGCCGUAUGAGCUAGAUGAAGCAGCACGCCGAAGAUUUGUAAAACGGUUGUACGUUCCUUUACCGGAAUUCGAAGCAAGGGCACAAAUCGUGCGCAAUUUGUUAAAAACAGAAUGCCAUGAUCUCACCGAGGAAAACGUUUGUCAAGUUGCCCAAUUAGCCGAUGGCUAUUCAGGAGCUGAUAUGACGAAUCUAUGCAAAGAAGCUAGCAUGGGGCCUAUAAGAAGCAUCCCUUUUGAUCAACUUGAAGAUAUUAGUAAGGAAGAUGUUAGAAAAGUUACUUUUAACGAUUUUAAAGAAGCUUUAGAUACUAUUCGACCGUCAGUUUCUCAAAAAGAUUUAUCUGUUUAUAUAGACUGGGAUCGUACAUAUGGUACAGCAAGUGUUCAAACUAAGUAAUGUCAUUAUAUUUUAUAAUUUAAUAAAAGUACAAAUAAAAAAUAUUCGAUACAAUGACAUGUACAAAUUGUAUGAGUUUUGUUACAUUUACUUAUAGUUAAAUCAAAAACAUUUUAUUAAAUAAUUAUUCUUUUAAAUUUCUUUUAAGGA
Molecule: messenger RNA, 2598 nt
Organism: Phymastichus coffea
Lineage: Eukaryota; Metazoa; Arthropoda; Insecta; Hymenoptera; Eulophidae
Product: fidgetin-like protein 1
Exons: 2
Coding region: 382-2448 (688 amino acids)
Molecular function (GO): microtubule severing ATPase activity; ATP hydrolysis activity; ATP binding
Source: RefSeq, a predicted model, not a curated record